Molecule: messenger RNA, 1743 nt
Organism: Durusdinium trenchii
Lineage: Eukaryota; Dinophyceae; Suessiales; Symbiodiniaceae
Source: the annotation of a GenBank genome assembly
AUGUUUCGCUUUGCUUUUGUGCUGGCGAUUUCAAGCGCCCAGCCCUGGCCACCGUGUCCACAACGUGGCUGCUUGCCAUGUCCAGACUUUUCGGAUGGUCGGCCAAAUUGCACUUGUUUGGAGGGCUACAGCCUCAAUGGCUCCUCUUUGGGUGGAGACCGCGUCGGCCUGGAAUGGGACACAGUUCAAGGUUGGCUUGGGUCUUGCCAGCCGGUGAUUUGCGGCCAAGUACAGGGUCCAGCGUAUGCUCAGGCCUUGCAGGACAUUCCAGUCAGCAGAUUUGGUGACAUGAUUCAAUAUGCCUGCAAUGUGGGCUAUGAAGUUGAAGGUUAUGGAAGCUUGGGCCAGUGGCAAGUGACUUUUGCACCUUCCACUGGGCCUCCAGGCGUCCCAGCACAGCGCUUGGUGCGAUUGCGCUGCUCUGCUCAAGGGACCUUUGAGAAUCUCACUGGACAACGUUGUGUGCCUGUGUGUGGAGAUGGAAUGCUUGUUGACGUUGAUCACUUGCCACAAGAUGACCAGAGCGAACAGUGCGAUGAUGGCAACCGCAACACAGGCGAUGGCUGCGAUGGCCAAUGCCACGUGGAAAGUGGAUUCAUAUGUGUGGCUGGAAGCGCUACACAACCUGACAGGUGCAGCUUGGCAAAUGCGUGGGCAGAGAGUUCCAUCGUCGUCUCCCUGAAAGGUGCACGUGAGACCAAUGAAGAUGAAGUUGCCCUUGCAACUUCUGUGGUCUUGGCUGAGGUCUUCCAAUGUCCACAACGAGACGUGGAGAUUCGAGAAGUUGUUGCAUCUUCUUCUAAUGAAUCAUUAGAUGGGGAGACAUCGUUCUAUGACUCUAUGCAGGCAAUGCAGGUGACUUUCCGCAUCAAGAUCUCCAACUCACAGGUGCUGUCCUUGAACCAGAUCGAGGCAGCUAUGGCAAACUAUCGCCGCUUUGCCCCGAAGGUCGUUGCAACUUACCUGGAGCACUCAAGCCUAAAGGAUUUCCACAUCAUGGUCGUUGAGGUGCAGCCACCAAUUCUUGAAGGGGAAGAGCCCAAGGUUGAGGUCAUGGACUUCAAUGAUUAUGUGGCCUUGGUUGCAACGAUCGGGGUCUCUUUGUCAUGCUACUUUUGCAUCAUUGGCGUGGUUGGUCCAGCUAUUUUUUGGUGCCUCUUUGUCAAUCGGCGGCCACAUCGCUUGCAAGGCCAUUUGCAGUACAUCUCUCCACAUGAUAAGAGUGGUUGGGUCGUUGGUCUGUGCGAUUGGUACAAAUCUUCAAAGGCAACCUGCUGCUCUCUUGUAUGUUUCCUGCCAGCACGUCUCGCAUACACCUGGGACACGGUCGGCAUACUGCCUUACUGGAGAGGCGUUCGGCAAGCAUUGAUGUGCUGCGGAUUGUAUCUUGUGGGAUGUUGGCCAUGUGGCGCUUUCAUUGCUGGCCAGCGCCGGAGUGACUUGAAAGAAUUUCUGGGCUUCGGAGAUGGUGUCAAGAGCAACAUUGAGAUUGAGGACGUGUGCUACUACAUUCUUUGCCCUUUGUGCAGUGUUGUCCAAGAGGCCGCCCACGUGGACAGAGUGUUUUCAGCUGUGGCUCGCCGUGUGAAAGCCGAGGCAGAGAAGGCGAAGAAAAGACUUGAGGAGAUUGGAGUUGAAGAAGACGAUGAUGAGGAAAUGCAGGCAGAGGCCCCAACUCUGCAAGCCAUGUUCGAUGAGGGCUUCAAUGCCGCGCUUGAUACUGCGGUGGGUGCGUUGGACUGA